This is a messenger RNA of Lactuca sativa (garden lettuce), 2271 nucleotides long. RefSeq names its product ABC transporter G family member 1. The record is from RefSeq and is a predicted model, not a curated record. Lineage: Eukaryota; Viridiplantae; Streptophyta; Magnoliopsida; Asterales; Asteraceae. Gene Ontology annotation, molecular function: ATP binding; ABC-type transporter activity; ATP hydrolysis activity. Gene Ontology annotation, cellular component: membrane.
AAAUCACUUGUUUUUUUACUUAAUUAAUGGAUGAAAAUAUACGUUCUCAUGAUCAAGACAAAUAAAGCACAAAAGUUUGCAUUUUUUUUCUUCCAUAUUUGAACCCAUUUUUUACAAUAUCUAGAAGUUAUGUGUUUUCUUGAUUAUUGUUGAGCUAUAGAUAUAGUCAUUAGUCCUUUUAUUUUAUUUAUUAUUAUUAUUUUUUAUCAUAGCUAUUAGCUAUGCCUUUUUAUUUUCCUGUUUGCUCAGUGAAUUGAUGUUGAAGUGGGUAGGUAUAUUUCUUCUUUUUAAUUUUCUGACAUUAGAGAAAAUAAAUAAAUAAUGAACUAACGCUACAUUAAUCGGUUUUUUUUCUCUUCACCCCUCCCCCUCCAUCUGUCCCUCCCAUUUUCCCCGGGUUUCAUGAUCGCACACAAAGCCAUAGUAAUGGAGAACGAUUAAUGGCAUUGAUGGUGGAGAGGAAGAGAUGCAACAAAGGCAUAUAUGACUCAAGAACAAGUUUUAAUGUGGACGUUAACCGUGAAAGAAGCCGUGUACUACUCAGCUGAACUCCAACUGCCCAAAAUGAUGCCAAGAUCCGAGAAGAGGGAGAGAGCAGAUAGAACAAUAAGGGAGAUGGGGCUCCAAGAUUGUGUGAACACUAGAAUAGGAGGCUGGGGUUUUAAAGCACUAAGUGGUGGCCAAAAGAGGCGUGUAAGCAUCUGCUUAGAGCUCCUGACACACCCCAAACUUCUGUUGCUUGAUGAGCCUACGAGUGGUCUUGAUAGCGCAACUUCAUACCAUGUCAUGAACCAGAUUGUGAAGCUCACUCGGCAAUACCAGAUGACAGUUUUAGCAGCAAUCCAUCAACCUAGUAGUCAACUUUUUGGACUCUUUAACAAUCUUUGUCUUCUCUCUAUGGGGAAAACAAUAUACUUUGGUCCUACUUUGGCUGCAAAUCAGUUUUUUGCAGUAAAUGGUUUUCCUUGCCCAGAUCUCCAGAGUCCUCCAGAUCAUUACCUUAUGACAAUCAACAUGGAUUUUGAUAAGGACACUGCUCGUGGAGAGGUUCCUGCUGAGCACAUAAUCAAUGCACUUGCUGAAUCUUACAAGUCAUCCGAGAUGUAUACGGAAGUGAAAAGUGAAAUAUCCACUAUAUGUAGAGAGAAAGGAGACCUAAUUCUGAGAGAACGAAGCCUACAAGCCAAAUUCAUUACACAGUGCUCGGUGUUAUCGCAAAGAUCGUUUAUAAACAUGUACCGUGAUCCAGGAUACUAUUGGUUGCGCCUUGGCAUAUAUAUUGGGUUUGGUUUUUCACUAGGAACAAUCUUUUUCCACAUUGGUUUGGGAUUUGGCUCUAUUCAUGAUAGGGUUUCAAUGAUCAUGUUUGUUUCAUCAUUCUUGACCAUUUUAGCUAUUGGCGGGUUCCCCUCCUUUGUGGAGGAAGUAAAAGUCUUUCAAUGGGAAAGAUUAGAUGGGCAUUACACGGUUGGAUCAUUCGUUAUCAGCAACACCAUCUCUUCAACACCAUACCUUCUUCUCAUCUCCAUAAUCCCCGGAGCAAUAGCUUACUCACUCAUGGGACUUCAAACUGAACCAAAAUUAUUUAUCUAUUUUGUGUUAGUAAUAUUUGCGUCAAUGUUGUUGGCUGAGUGUCUUAUGAUGAUUGUAGCUACCAUUGUUCCAAAUUUUCUCAUGGGGAUCAUAUGUGGUGCUGGAAUCCAAGGAUUGAUGAUACUAGCGUCAGGGAUCUUUCGAUUGCCAAAUGAUUUACCCCAUGUUAUAUGGAGAUACCCUAUGUACUAUAUUUCGUUCCAUAGGUAUGUAUUACAAGGAUUGUAUAAAAAUGAGUUUGAAGGGCUAAAGUUCCCUGAGUACUCAGGAGGUCCUCCUACAGUUGAUGGUGAGAUGAUAUUGAAGAGUGUAUUGCAAAUCGAGAUGCAAUACUCUAAGUGGGUUGACCUGGGAAUCUUGUUUGGUAUGCUUGUUGCAUACAGGAUAAUCCUCUUCUGUAUUAUUAAGAUAACAGAGAGAGUGAAACCUAUUAUUAAAGAUUUCAUGCCGUGUUAUAGUUAUAGCAACUAGAAAUUCUUCUAUCGGACCCCAUGUGUUGUUUGUUUCACUUCAUGAACCACAUAUUCCAAUUAAAUGUGCCUAGGAGCUCGAAGAAGUUCCUUUCAAUAUAAUUAUUGUAUUUUUCUAUGUUCCACUAACGUUGAUCAUGUAUUCUAAUAGUAUGUAUUAAAGUUCAUCAUGUCACUAUUCCAAAGUUUUCUUUGGGCUAUUUAUUCA